Molecule: messenger RNA, 543 nt
Organism: Clonostachys rhizophaga
Lineage: Eukaryota; Fungi; Ascomycota; Sordariomycetes; Hypocreales; Bionectriaceae
Source: the annotation of a GenBank genome assembly
AUGCCACCUGCCUUCAACCAGGCGCCUGGAAUGCUAGCGCCUCAUGCCGAAUGGCAUUGGCUGAUCCAGAACCGGGCUCCUGGCUCGGCCUCAAGGCCCAAAUACUGGGCCUGCAUUUCUGUUUGCUUAGACAGGAGACCGGUCCCUGAAGGAGGACCGCCAAUGCCUUUUCGGAACGAGUUAAGAGCUUGGGAAUUGUCAGAAGUCGUCGAAACCGUCAAGACCGCUGCCAAAGAUCUCAAGGAUAAGAUUGUCAACAACUGGGAUGGAACUCUCAAAAUCGUCAACACUGCCAUGGGCGUCGCCACCGGCGUGACUGUCAUCAAGGCCAUGAACAGCAAGCCCAAGCGUGGCCUUGAGGACAUGGAGGAGCGCGACUACGAAGGAAUCGAAGUGCGUGACACCGAAGAGCUUGACGAGCGUGACAUUGAAGAACUUAAUGCGCGUGACAUUGAAGAGCAUGUCACGCGCAUCAAGCUCUUCAAUGUUACGCGUUUUUUAAUGAAUUUAAUAUUGGGAUUACAAUCUAAAUUUCAAUCGUGA